Molecule: messenger RNA, 1269 nt
Organism: Aspergillus ibericus CBS 121593
Lineage: Eukaryota; Fungi; Ascomycota; Eurotiomycetes; Eurotiales; Aspergillaceae
Product: glutathione-independent formaldehyde dehydrogenase
Exons: 2
Coding region: 24-1211 (395 amino acids)
Source: RefSeq, a predicted model, not a curated record
GUCAUCUUGUCCACCAACUCAAAAUGUCAACCACUCAGAAGGAAACCAUGAAAGCUACAGUCUGGGAAGGCAAGCCUUUCCAUGUAUCCGUCCAAGAAAAGCCCGUUCCCAAAAUUCAGCACCCGAAUGAUGUUAUCAUCCAAAUCACAACCAGCGCCAUCUGCGGAUCAGACCUCCAUACCUACCGCGGUCGGCUCGGCAGUAAGAACCCGCCAUGGCUUAUGGGUCAUGAAGCGGUUGGGACUAUCGUGGAGGCAGGGGACGGAUUAAAGUCCCUGAAGAUCGGAGAUCGCGUCCUGAUUGAGAUUAUCAGCUGCGGCUACUGCGAUAACUGUCUCCGCGGCCGAAUGACUUAUUGCCUGACAUACAGCCCCCGGACCGUCAUUGAUAUAGAAGGUUACGGUCCUGACUUUGGAGCUCAUCUCGAGGGCGCACAGGCGGAAUACAUCCGCAUUCCGUUUGCGGAUUCCUCGUGUUUCAAGCUUCCCCAAAGCACAGAACAUGACCUUGACUUUAUCCUUCUCGCGGACAUUUUCCCAACUGGCUGGUACGCUCUGGACUGUGCCAACUUUCAGCCUGGCGACACGGUGGCGGUCUUUGGCGCUGGCCCGGUGGGCCUGCUCUGUGCCUACUCGGCCCUCCUCCGCGGUGCAAGCAAGGUAUACUCGGUCGAUUACGUUCCUGCUCGACUGGAGAAAGCAGCCUCAAUCGGAGCGAUUCCCAUCGACUUCACGAAAGAAGAUCCCGUCACACAGAUUAUGGCACGUGAACCGCGCGGCGUCCGAUGCAGCUGUGACUGUGUGGGACUCGACUGUCUCAAUGACAAGCUUGAACCGCAAGAAAAUAUCGUUUUGAAUAAUUGCAUCCGGGUAACUGAACCAACCGGUGGUAUCGGAUUGAUUGGAAUCUAUGUGCAACUUAGUCCGUCGCCAGGAGUGCCACUAGCUUCUCCCCAGCAAGGUGUGUUAUCAUCCUUGAUCGGGCAGCUCUGGGCAAAGGGGCUUUCCGUUAAGAGUGGUACGGUGGAGAUCCACCGGCUGCAGCCCUCGUUGCGGGACAUGAUUGAGAGUGGCAAGGCGAAGCCAAGCUUCGUCAUUGAUGAGAUCCUGCACAGUGUGGAUGAGGUGCCGCGCGCAUAUGAGAGGUUUGAAAAGAGAGAGAUCAUCAAGCCUGUGAUCCAGCUGCCCCACCCAAAGAAGACUUCUGAUUGAUUCGUUGAGAUGUACCAAGGAACGUACUGCUGGGAAUGUAUCGGUAGCUCGCAGUAUG